UAAGUAUUAAAACAAUAAAAGACCUGAAAUAUUUCAGUUGGUGUGCAAUGAAUCUAAAAUAUAUGAAAGUUUAAUUUUUAUCAUUACAUUAUGGAAAAUAAUAAACUUUAUCACAAUAUGCUAAUUUUUUGAGAAGGACCAAUGCAUGCAAGACAAGCCUGUUCAUGUGAAGUGAGUGGGUGGUGCUCAGAUAUUAUUGGUAGAUAAAUCACACACAACACUAGCUAUAUUGCAGUUUAUCACUGUCCUGUGAGUCCUCUCAUAAAGGCUAGGUGUUCACACACUUUAAGUGCUGUCAUCUGAAAAUGGUUUACAUGUUUGUUUUGUUCUGCUUGUGGCGCCUGGUUGAUGUAUUUGGUGAUAUGGUUACAGUCACAGAGUCAGUGUCAGUGACGGAGGGAGAUUCAGUCACUCUAGACUCUGGUUUUACUGAAAUAAUGGAUGAAGAUCUGAUUCUGUGGAGGUUUGGAUCUGAAAACACUGUGAUAGUUAAAAUCAAUGUAAUAGCCAACAGCAUCUCUGUAUAUGAUGAAGUUCUUCAUGGGAGAUUCAGAGACAGACUGAAGCUGAACAAAAAAACUGGAUCUCUGAUCAUCACAAACACCAGAACUGAACACACUGGACUCUAUCAACUACAGAGCAACAGUGUGAUCAAGAGUUUCAGUCUCACUGUACACGCUCGUCUGUCUGUUCCUGUCAUCAGCAGUAACUCUUCACAAUGUUCAUCAUCAUCAUCAUCUUCAUCACAGCAGAAUUGUUCAUUGUUGUGUUCAGUGGUGAAUGUGAGUCAUGUGACUCUCUCCUGGUACAAAGGAAACAGUUUAUUGUCCAGCAUCAGUGUGUCUGAUCUCAGCAUCAGUCUCUCUCUACCUCUGGAGGUGGAAUAUCAGGAGAAAAACAGCUACAGCUGUGUGAUCAACAAUCCCAUCACAAACCAGACCACACAUCUGGACAUCACUCAACACUGUAGCAACCAGACUCAACAUCUGGACAUCAGUCAACUGUGUCACACAUGUUCAGAAGUCCACAUCCAUUGUUGUGAUACAGUUGAAGCUGUGAUCCGAUUGGUUAUCUCUGCUCUGAUGGGCGUGGCUACUGCAGCUGCUGUGGUUGUUUUGGUCAAUGACGUCAGAUCUGCUAGAGGAUAAAAGAAAACAGAACAAAUAUCAGAAAUAUUCUGACAUAUUGUAGUUUUAAUUGUAAAGUUGAAACUAUGUGUGGUCUAAAAGUGUUUAGUGAUGGUGAAACAAAGCUUUUCUUACAAACGUUUUCUACUGAAUUCGAUCAGAAAGGGUUCAUUACCUGAAUCUGGUGUUUUAGGAGACAUCUGGUGGCCAAAGCGAUGAACAUUCUUUUAACUUUCUUCUUUAAUACUAUGCAAGUGUGCAUUGUACAUUUAUUUGUUAUUUAUAGUUUUCAUUAUUUUUUUUUUAUUUUUUUAAAUCAAUUUAUGUAAUGUUGCUAUUUUCAUUUUGUUUUAUAAUUGUUUGCAGCAACCAUGAAAAUAAAAAUGUA
This is a messenger RNA of Carassius gibelio (silver crucian carp), 1515 nucleotides long. Its product is annotated as SLAM family member 9-like. The transcript has 4 exons. Lineage: Eukaryota; Metazoa; Chordata; Actinopteri; Cypriniformes; Cyprinidae. The record is from RefSeq and is a predicted model, not a curated record. The coding region runs from base 306 to 1148 and encodes 280 amino acids.